CCAGGCACCUGAGGGCCCAGGUCAACACUGCUGCAUCACUUCAGCGCUGCCGGAGCUGAGAUGGGGCACCUGAGGAUCUACGCUCUUUCUGCUGUUUUAUCGUGGCUGCCUUUUGCACACUCCUCUGCAGAUUUGCCCAUGUGCAAAGGGUCUGAUUAUCACUUUGAGUAUACAGAGUGUGACGUACUCGGGUCAAGGUGGAGGGUAGCGAUUCCCAACAAAGCAGAGACAUGCACAGGCCUCCCGGAUCCAGUCAAAGGGACUCUCUGCACAUUUUCUUGCAGUGAAGGAGAGUUCCUCGACAUGCAGUCGCAGCAGUGCCAGAAGUGCGCUGCAGGCACCUACUCAUUGGGAACCAGCGUUGCCUUUGACGAGUGGGACAUCCUACCAACGGGCUUUAUUACUCAUGGGAUGACGACAAGUGAGGGGAAUGCCUUCAUAAACUGUUCCAACUCUACCUGGACACCAAAGGGUGAAUAUGCAGCCUCCAACACAGAUGAGUGCACUGCAACACUCUCUUAUGCUGUGAGCCUGAAGACACCUGGAGCCUUGUCCUUUGAAUAUUUCUACCCGGACAGCAGCAUCUACUUUGAGUUCUUUGUUCAGAACGACCAGUGUCAGGCCACAGAUUCUGACAGCCGCUGGAUGAGGAUUUCAGAGAGAAACUGGAGCCACUACAAGAUAGAGCUGAGCACAGGCAACAAUGUUCUGUACUGGAGAACCACAACAUUUUCUCUACUGGGUAGUGCUGUCAAGCCUGUGCUGUUAAGAAACAUCCAGGUCUCAGGGGUUGCCUACACAUCUGAGUGUUUCCACUGUAAGCCAGGCACACACAGCUCGACAGCAGGAUCCGCCCGCUGCGCCCCCUGCCCUGCAGAUACGUACUCCAACAAGGGGGCCACCAUUUGCCACGACUGUGAAUCAGACAGCUAUGCUGCACCUGGCUCAGGGAGCUGCAAGCCAAGGCCUGCAUGCACGGAAAAUGACUACUUUUACACCCACACCCCCUGUGACUCUGAGGGAAAGACUCAGCUCAGGUACAAAUGGAUCGAACCAAAGAUUUGCAGUGAGACUGUCGAAGGAGCGGUGAAGCUGCCAGCGUCAGGGAAGAAGCAGACGUGCCCACCGUGCAACCCGGGCUUCUUUGUGACUAACUCCUCAGCGUGUGAGCCCUGCAGCAACGAUUCCUACUCAGAUGGAAAAGUUUGUGAGAAGUGCCCUGUUGGCACAGAGCCACUGCUGGAAUUUGAGUACAAAUGGUGGACCACCAUGCCGAGGAACAUGGAGAGCUCCGUCCUCCACCAGGAGUUCAGCAACUCAGACCGGAGAACCGCAUGGGAAGUGGCUGGAGAGUACAUCUACACCACACCGGGGGUUCAGGACACCGACUACCUGACGCUGACCCUCAAUGUUCCUGGAUACAGGGCUCAGACCACGGGUAAAGACAAUGAAAUGAGUGAACUGUCUCGCAUCACCUUCGUAUUUGAAACCCUCUGUACGGCUGACUGCAAAUUUUACUUCCUAGUGGGCUACAAUAAGUGGAAUAAUUAUUUGGUGGAGCAGUGGAAAGGCAGAAACAGUAAGCAGUCGUACUCCUACUUGAUCCAGAGUAACAACACUGUCAGCUUCACCUGGACCUUUCAACGCACUGAGGAAUUCAGCAUAGACAGGAACCUUAGCACCGAUUCUGCAAAGAUCUACUCCAUCCACAUCACCAAUGUGAUUGGAGGAGUGGCCUCUCAGUGUCGCCGCUGUGCUGUGACGCCUGAUAAGACCGACUCCUCCUGUGUUCCCUGCCCACCUGGACACUACAUGGUCAAUGUCACAGGAGCGUGUGAGAGCUGUCCGCCAAACACCUACAUCAGAUCCAUUCAGCCCGUUGGAGAGGCAGCGUGUGUCCAGUGUGGACCAAACACAGAGAGAAACAGGGCCUACACAACUUGUCUCAGCGACUGCACGUUCAGGGUUCAAAGCAGUGGAAAGGCUGUGCAGACCUACGAUUUCUCUCUGCUGUCUAACGUCACCAGCUUCACCGGCAGUCCACGUUUCACCAACAGAGGCCUGCGGUAUUUUCAUCACUUUAAUGUGAAUCUGUGUGGGAGAGAGAGUCGAGUGCCAGCCUCCUGUGUGGACAACGUAACGGAGAGUGGGAAAGUGGUCAAAGGCUAUGUCUGUCAGUCCACUGUGGUUCCUUCUGACAUCCGCAGUCAGAGCAUGGUGUCCUCACAGCCAUUCGUCAUUGGUGACACACUCAUUGGUGUGACCACCGAGACGACUCUGGGAGGCAUCUCCUCUCCAUCAUGGAUGUUUCCCUCAGCUUCACUUCAGCUGCCAGAUGUCAUAUUCUAUUACAAGUCCAGUGAUACAACCCAAGCUUGCAAACAGGGCAGGUCAGCCACUGUCAGACUUCGAUGCAACCCCACAGCCAACAUUGAAGACCUCAUCACGCUGCCCAGUAAAUGUUCUGAGGGGACGUGUGAUGGUUGCACUUUUCACUUCCUGUGGGAGAGCCAGCACGCAUGCCCGCUGUGCACCACAGAUCACUACCGAGAGAUUGUCAGCGCUUGCAUCCAGGGGAUCCAGAGAAUAACCUAUGUGUGGCAGCAGCCUCUGCAGUGUUAUGGAGGAGAAUCCCUGCCACCACAAAAAGUCAGUGCUUGUGUGACUAUGGAUGUCUGGCUCAAGCUUGGCGUUUCCAUAGGACUGACUGCUGCUCUGCUUCUCAUCAGCCUCAGUUGUUAUUUUUGGAAGAAGACACGCAAGCUGCAGUAUCAAUACUCCAGGCUGAUGAUGAGCUCUGAAGGUAAAGAGUGUGAGCUACCGACUGCUGACAGCUGUGCGAUAAUGGAGGGAGAGGACGCUGAGGAUGACCUCAUGGAUCUUACUCAUAAAUCCUUCUUUACCAAAAUAAAGUCUUUCUCACGAGAGAGAACAUCAGAUGGAUUUGACUCAGUUCCACUCAAAUCUUCUUACAAGCACCAACAAGAGGAUGAAGAGGAGGAGGACUGAUGAUGCUGAAAGAGGAUGAUAAGUAGCUCUUUGAACACUGAACAAGCCUUCAGUUUUAGAGUUUCAAUGUCUGUGCAUAUGUUAAGAGUUUUUGUAAAGUAAAACAGGGUGCUUAA
Molecule: messenger RNA, 3125 nt
Organism: Xiphophorus couchianus (Monterrey platyfish)
Lineage: Eukaryota; Metazoa; Chordata; Actinopteri; Cyprinodontiformes; Poeciliidae
Gene: elapor1
Product: endosome-lysosome associated apoptosis and autophagy regulator 1
Exons: 22
Coding region: 61-3009 (982 amino acids)
Biological process (GO): autophagosome assembly; positive regulation of vacuole organization
Cellular component (GO): late endosome; plasma membrane; trans-Golgi network
Source: RefSeq, a predicted model, not a curated record